Molecule: messenger RNA, 1228 nt
Organism: Vigna angularis (adzuki bean)
Lineage: Eukaryota; Viridiplantae; Streptophyta; Magnoliopsida; Fabales; Fabaceae
Exons: 5
Coding region: 318-1082 (254 amino acids)
Source: RefSeq, a predicted model, not a curated record
AGGGGGAGAUUUUAAAACAUUGAUAUAAUAGAAUUUAGACAUGAUGCAUUGUCAAUGUUUUUCUGUGAUAGUUCUUUAUAAAUAUAUUUUGCGAUUGCAAGUGACUAGUUUCUGGUUAAUCACUUUUGCUGAAAUUUUGACCAAUUACAUGUUAAUUUUUUUUAUUUUGUUAAAGUAUUAAAAGUUCUUCAAAUUUUCUUUCAAACAACCAUUUAAAAAUUGUUAAUUUUUAAUUAUUUUCAACGACAUACAUAGCUUGGGAGCCAUAUAAAUAUGGUGGAAGAGAGUGAAAGAGAGAAACAGAGUAAAACUGAAAGAUGAGUUUUCUCGCGGGAAGGUUAGCUGGGAAAGAAGCAGCGUAUUUUUUCCAGGAAUCCAAACAAGCCGUAGGAAAAUUAGCCCAAAAAAACCCUAUUCCUAAGUCCAACAGCAACAACAACAACAACCUAAACUUCCACGAAGAACAUGAUCAUUCGGAUGUUCUUCCCGAGGUGCUAAGACAUCAUCUUCCUUCCAGAGUGUUCAGAAAUGAUGAAGUUACCACUUCUUCCUUCUCUGCCUCCAAAUGGGUCCUUCCUUCCGAUCCAAAAAUCCAUUCUUCCGUAUCCCCCGACGCUCUCAAUCCUCUACGUGCUUACCUUUCCCUGCCCCAAGUCUCUUUUGGCCCCAAAAGGUGGCAACUGCCCGAAGCAGCAAACACAGUUUCGGCCUCAACAGCUAAUGAAUUGCGUCAAGACAGGUUUGCCACUCAUGUUAACCCGGAGAAGUUGAAAGCUGCUGGUGAAGGGCUUGCACAUGUUGGAAAGGCUUUUGCUGUUGCCACUGCAUUUGUAUUUGGUGGUGCUGCAUUGGUGUUUGGUACGGUGGCCUCCAAGUUAGAGCUGCAUAAUAUCAGUGACAUCAAAACUAAGGGAAAAGAGUACGUGGAGCCACAACUUGAGAGUAUCAAAGAACAAUUUGCUCCCUUCAAAAUAUGGGCUGAGAAUGUGUCAAAAAAGUGGCAUAAGGAAGAGGAAGAUGUUAAACAGAAGACUAUCGUAAAGGAGCUAUCUAAAAUUUGGGGUAGAAAAACAUCAGAUUGAGAUUUAUAUGACUUUAGUUGCUUUAGAAAUAUGUGGCAUGGGCAUCCAAUGAUGGAUAAGUUGGAUAGAGUAUGCCUCUGGCUGUUGUUGUGUCUGUAAAUUUUGAACCGGAGAAUAAAAAUAAUAAAAAGUAUUAUUGUGUAUCA